GUCACGUGCCUAGUGGGGGUGUUGUCUCUCAGUCAGUGCGACGUUGUAUUAAAGUUGUAAGAUGGCGACAGCGCAUCUGAGGAUCGGGGACCUGGUGUGGGGGAAGCUCGGUCGUUACCCACCAUGGCCAGGGAAGGUGGUGAGCCCUCCCAAGGACCUGAAGAAGCCCCGGGGCAAGAAAUGCCAUUUUGUGAAAUUCUUUGGAACUGAAGACCACGCCUGGAUCAAGGUGGAGCAGCUGAAGCCGUACCACGCCCACAAAGAGGAGAUGAUCAAGAUCAACAAGGGCAAACGCUUCCAGCAGGCGGUGGACGCCGUGGAGGACUUCCUGAAGAAGGCCAAGGGGAAGGAGCCGAACUCUGAGAGCAAAGGGGACUCCAAAGGAAAGAAGACGCCCACCAAGCCUCUGAAGAUCCUGGAGGAGGAAGAUGAGGACCUCAGUGCCCUGAAGGACCCGUCUGAGAAGGACCUGACGGACUCUGACCCAGAGAGGCCGGGACCAGGACUCACCCGGGAGAGCAGUCUCGUGAAGGACGACCCACACUUCCAUCACUUCCUCCUCAGCCAGUGUGAGAAGCCGGCCUCCUCCAUGGAGCCCAUCAGCAAGCGGCUGAAGAUCGUUGAAGAGGACUCCGGGUCCACGUCCAUCCAGGCAGCAGACAGCACGGCCAUCAGCGGCAGCAUCACGCCCACAGACAAAAGGAUCGGGUUCCUGGGUCUGGGCCUGAUGGGCAGCGGGAUCGUCUCCAACCUGUUGAAGAUGGGUCACGUGGUCACCGUGUGGAACCGCACGGCAGAAAAGUGUGACCUGUUCAUCCAGGAAGGAGCCCGGUUAGGCCGGACCCCCGCCGAGGUGGCGUCCACGUGUGACAUCACGUUCUCCUGUGUCUCUGGACCCAAGGCGGCCCGGGAUUUGGUGAUGGGGCCCAGCGGCGUGCUGCAGGGAAUCAGACCAGGCAGGUGCUAUGUGGAGAUGUCCACCGUGGACCCCGAGACCAUCACAGAGCUCUCACGGGUGAUCACCUCGCGGGGGGGCCGUUUCCUGGAGGCCCCGGUGGCAGGAAGCCAGCAGCUCUCCAACGACGGGAUGCUGGUCAUCCUGUCGGCCGGAGACCGGACCGUGUACGAGGACUGCAGCAGCUGCUUCCAGGCCAUGGGCAAGACCUCCUUCUUCCUGGGGGAAGCGGGCAAUGCGGCGCGGAUGAUGCUGAUCCUCAACAUGGUGCAGGGCAGCUUCAUGGCCACCAUAGCAGAGGGGCUGACCCUGGCCCAGGCCACGGGCCAAUCACAGCAGACCUUCCUGGACAUCCUGUGCCAGGGCCAGAUGGCGAGCACCUUCGUGGACCAGAAAUGCCAAAAUAUUCUCCAGGGCAACUUUAAGCCGGACUACUAUUUGAAACACAUCCAGAAGGACCUGAGGCUCGCCAUCUCCAUGGGGGACAUGGCCAACCACCCGACCCCGAUGGCCGCGGCGGCCAACGAGGUGUACAAGCGGGCCAAGGCCUUGGACCAGUCCGACAACGACAUGUCUGCGGUCUACCGGGCCUACAUCCACUAGAGGCCCCGCCCCCACCCUUAUGUCAUGAGUUUUUAUAUUUUAAACGUUUUAUUUGUGUUGCCAUGUUAGCUGCCCGCCCGUCACGGGGCGCCGAGCGUCACACUGCCCGCGCUGUCUGUGCGGCGAGAGCCCAGGUUCAGGGGCCCAGGGUCAGGGGCCCAGGGUCAGGGGCCCAGGGGUCCGGCUCGAGCCAGAGAACACGCACAGCGCCGAAAGAUUUCUGUUUGUUGUUGGUGUGCAAAUGACAAGUAUAUUUAAUGAAGUGAGAUCUUUCCUUUUAACAUGUCCAGAAACCCAGCAGAACAUGCCACUGCAUUGCCUUAACAUUGACCCCCCCCCCCCCCUCACUUCUAUUUAUUGGUCUGUUUCUCGCUCUUCUUCGUGCAGUGUGGCUGUUUCCUGAUUCCACAAGAUAAUUUAUGCUUUUUGGUGUUAUUGAUUUCUCUCGAGUAGGUUAAAGAUCUUUAAAAUGCAUUUGUUCCUGUUUGAAGAGUUCUUCUUUCAUAUCACUCUGAAACCACUCUGAACCCCCCCCCCCCCCCCCCCCACACACACACACACACGGUGGUGUUGAUAUGAAGCCCCAUGAAGGAGCUUCAUCCCUCAGCCAGCAUCCUCAGUGAUGAUGUCAUGGUUGAUUCACUAUGACAUCAUCACUGUUGGGUGAACGUGUGGCGUGGAGGUCUUCACAGGACUGGGGGAACCAGCGCCCCCCCCCCCCCCCCAAGCAUCCAGAUGGUUUCUCCUCUGUCCGCGUAUAUUCCCCAAAAUAUGCAUUUUUGGACCCGAGCUGGUCGUCUAAUCACUUUUCUUUUUACAUUUCAAUUCUUCAAAUGUUGCCCCGAACGUUCAUGAUGGAUCGCCGCUGGACUCACUGGGAUCUCGGAAGGUGUCCUCGUUGUAGUGUCGUCAUGACAACAGGGGGGGGGGGGGGGGUCUUGUUGAAGGGGACUUCAUGCGUGUUCGGGUAACGUUCCGUGGGUCUUGGCCCUGUGAAGACCUCCACUACACACACACACACACACACACACACACAUACACACACACAAGCAGAUGAUGAUGUCCGGCAUAUGUAAGAUUACUCUCUAUCCUUGAGAAGAACCCCAUCGGGGUCGCCAUGUGGGACGCGAGUGACCCCGGAGGCUAGCCAGCCCACGCCCCGUGCGGUGACCCCACGGGGUUCUUGUCGUUGCGUAGAUUGACUUCUGGAGGGUUUCUUUUCUACUUGAGGCCUCUUUGUGUCGUCAUGCUGCACACGGGGAUGUUUCCAUGUGUGGGUGCUAUCAUCUGGCUUCACGUUCACAUGACUGAUCGUGUUGGAGGGCGGGGGGGCGGAGCUUUUGGUUUGGGGGAUAUUUAUGAGUUGUGUACCAUGUGGAAGUAUCCAGACUUUUGUGCUGUUUAAUAAACCGUCUCCUGGUUA
Pseudoliparis swirei is the source of this 2981-nucleotide messenger RNA. RefSeq names its product glyoxylate reductase 1 homolog (Arabidopsis) (gene glyr1). Gene Ontology annotation, molecular function: NADP binding; NAD binding; oxidoreductase activity, acting on the CH-OH group of donors, NAD or NADP as acceptor. The coding region runs from base 62 to 1558 and encodes 498 amino acids. The transcript is spliced from 16 exons. NCBI's taxonomy places the organism in Eukaryota, Metazoa, Chordata, Actinopteri, Perciformes, Liparidae. The record is from RefSeq and is a predicted model, not a curated record.